AUGUCGGGCCCGCAGGACAAUCUUUCCAAGGAGUUGGUGGAUGAGAUGCAAGCGAUCUUUGGCAAGCAUCCAGGCUAUCGCACCACCCACGCCAAAGGUCUUCUCGUCGAGGGCACCUUCACCCCGACUCAACACGCUCAGACGCUUUCAACCGCCGCUCACUUCAACCAAGCCUCCACUCCGGUGGUGGCUCGGUUUUCCGUCGGCGGCGGCAUCCCGCACAUCCCCGAUGUCGACAACAACGCCACUCCCAAGGGAAUCGCCAUUCGGUUCCACACCGGCCACGACACCCACACGGAUCUGAUCAGCCACUCGUUCAACGGCUUUGCCACCCGGAACGGCGAGGACUUCUUGACCUUCCUCCAGCUCCUCCAAGCCGUCAAUGUCGCCGAAUUCCUGCUCAAGCAGGCCAAGGAGAAGGGAGGCGACUACUCCAAGGAGCAGGAGAACUACAACAAGGCCCAAGCUGCCUUCGGAGCCUUCCUGGCCACCCACCCGUCUGCGGCCAAGUUCGUCACGUCGCCCAAGCCGAACCCAUUCAACUACGGCACCAUCACCUACUACGAGCCCAACACACACGUCUUGACGAACAAGGAAGGCAAAGUCACCAAUGUCCGAUACCGCCUCGACCCGGCCGACGGAGACCACCUCUACACCGACCCGGAGCAGUUGAAGAAACUGCCGGCCAGCUACUUGGAGGACGAUCUGCAGCAGCGGUUCCCCAGCAAGCCGAUCGUGCUCACCAUCCAGGCCCACAUUGCGAGUCCGGAUGAUGUUCUGGACGAUGCCACCGUCCCGUACAAGAGCACGACCUUUGUGCCCGUGGGCAAGUUGGAGAUCAACAAGGUGGCGGAUGACAACGUGGCCCGCCAGAAAGAGAUCGCCUUCAGUCCCAGCCCGGACAAGGGCGGCAUCAAGGGCAUUGCGUCGUCCCAGGAUCCGUUGAUCCAAGCUCGCAAGGGAGUCUACUGGAUCAGUGCUGAUCAGCGAAGGCACGAAAAGCAAGUCGAGUGA
Messenger RNA from Capronia epimyces CBS 606.96, 1014 nucleotides. Its product is annotated as catalase. Gene Ontology annotation, cellular component: mitochondrion; cytoplasm; peroxisome. Gene Ontology annotation, molecular function: heme binding; catalase activity. The record is from RefSeq and is a predicted model, not a curated record. The transcript is spliced from 2 exons. The coding region runs from base 1 to 1014 and encodes 337 amino acids. NCBI's taxonomy places the organism in Eukaryota, Fungi, Ascomycota, Eurotiomycetes, Chaetothyriales, Herpotrichiellaceae. Gene Ontology annotation, biological process: hydrogen peroxide catabolic process; response to hydrogen peroxide.